Messenger RNA from Athalia rosae (coleseed sawfly), 624 nucleotides. RefSeq names its product dynein axonemal assembly factor 6 (gene Dnaaf6). Gene Ontology annotation, molecular function: dynein intermediate chain binding; protein-folding chaperone binding. NCBI's taxonomy places the organism in Eukaryota, Metazoa, Arthropoda, Insecta, Hymenoptera, Athaliidae. Gene Ontology annotation, cellular component: cytoplasm. The transcript has 4 exons. Gene Ontology annotation, biological process: axonemal dynein complex assembly. The record is from RefSeq and is a predicted model, not a curated record. Bases 21 to 596 code for a protein of 191 amino acids.
AGAGCAUUUGUAAGAUCAUAAUGGACGGGUGUUUCUCAUUCAAUGAUAUUAAAUGCUUGCAACAACUUGUUGCGCCGCCUAAUGAUGAUUCUAAUUCAGACGACGAUUUACCCCAAGCUGGUGCUACGAAAUUGGGCCCUGGAGAUAUUGAACCGAUGGGAACGAUACCUGAACACCGUGGACCGCAUGCUGCUCUCAAGGGUGACGGAGAUAACAUCUGGCACCUUUCAGAAGUUACAGUGGCACCAGCAGCAGCAAAAACCUUGGACCCUCGCAAAGUACCAGAGUAUGAAAUAAAGUUUAAGCAGGCUGUCACAACGGAAGAUGUUUUCCUCGGGAUGAACUGCAAGACACCGGGAACAGCUUCCUGUGAAUGGUUAUCAGUUUUUGUUCAUCUGCCCAAUGAAACAAGGGAAAAAAUUGAAUUGAGCAUAGAGUCAGAGGUCAUUGAUGUUCGAAGUCCUAAGUAUCGGCUUCAUCUACCAACUCCACACACGACUGAUCCACAUAGCUCCACCGCCAAGUGGCAUUCAGAUUCAUCGUGUUUGGAAAUUACUUUGAAACUGUGCAGGGAACUGGACCUAAUUAAUUUCUAGAACUGUAAUAUUGUAUAAAUAAUUUGAG